AUGAAUGUUAGUUUGAUGAAAGCAAAAACUUCAAUGGCUCUUGGUCAAUACAAAACUGCUACUAAGUAUUUCAAAGCGUAUAUAGACGAAAAUCCUCAUAUUCCAUUAAACAAAGAAGUAUUAAACCAGUUACAUGAAGCAUACAAUCAUUUAUCGAAUGAUAAGCUCAAAUGUGUACUUGAGCUAGAAUCAUACUUGGAGUUACUCCAAGACAGCGAUCAGGAACGCAUUGUAGCUAUCACCUCUUUGCUGGAUGAAACCAGAAACGAUUUAAUUGCCAUCUGUACUGAAGUCGUUAACAUUGUGAAUACCAGUUUACUCGUUAAUGUGGAAGAUAUUCGAGAAAAAGUGUUGAUUUAUAAUAUGAAAGGCCUUUAUUGUCGGUACACGUGGGAGGCAAAUAAUAGCGACGCGACUUGCAUAGUAACGACUAAAGCAUUUGAAGAAGCUAUGAGUUUAUGUCAGUGGAAUUUUGAACCAUCAGACCCUUACUUAUUGCAUAUUGCAUUUAACUUAACAACACACCUAAACAAUGCUAAUGAUACGGACAUGGCUAUUGUUAUUUUAAAAAGAGUUAUUCAAAACGCACAAGAGAAUGAUCUUGAAAAUUAUGAUUUCUCAACGAAGUCAUAUAUUGAGUUAUUUUUGAAAUACUUAAAUGAAUGCUUAGCUCGAUUUCAGAUGAUCCAACACCAAAAACUUAUAGAAGCAAUUGAACGAAUGCAGGAUCAUCUUCCUCAAGAUUCAUUGUAUGACGAUGUAAUCACCAGACGACGAGGCUGA
Diuraphis noxia (Russian wheat aphid) is the source of this 783-nucleotide messenger RNA. RefSeq names its product 14-3-3 protein theta-like. The record is from RefSeq and is a predicted model, not a curated record. Lineage: Eukaryota; Metazoa; Arthropoda; Insecta; Hemiptera; Aphididae.